Molecule: messenger RNA, 333 nt
Organism: Balearica regulorum gibbericeps (East African grey crowned-crane)
Lineage: Eukaryota; Metazoa; Chordata; Aves; Gruiformes; Gruidae
Source: RefSeq, a predicted model, not a curated record
AUGGUGGCGGGUCUAAGCCUGCUCUCCCCGGGAGGUUUGCACGCCGCGGAAAGAAAGCAAGAGAAGGCUCGGGGCUUCCAGGAACAAGAUCUACCUGGACUGCAGUGUACACAGUACAUUGAAGGACUGCAGAGGGAAGCCCAACAAGCUCUGAAUGAACAUGUCAGACUCAUUCACAGAGGUGAUGAAGCCAGAUUUGCCAAGCUGAAUGUUGUUCUGUCCUUGUUAAGAUCUAUUAAUGCUAAUGUGAUUGCCGAACUAUUCUUUAGGCCCAUCAUUGGAGCAGUGAACAUGGAUGACAUGCUUUUGGAAAUGCUUUGUGCAAAAUUAUAA